AUGAACAGCCACCAUGUCGCCAUGACCUCUUUCAAAGCGCCUCAACCGAGCGCCGAAAUGCACAGCAAGAAGACAGUCUCAAUCGACAAAACAAUCUCAGCAGCCCACCUAAACGUCCCGUCCACCGAGGACGUUGUUCUUAAUGCUAUGCGACGAAGACUCUCGCAAGCCGGCCGGUCCGAGUCGGAGCCAUUCUGCGUGAUGGACCUCGGAAAAGUGCAGAGUCAAUAUAAGCGGUGGCAGUCAUCGUUGCGCUUCGUGCAGCCCUAUUUCGCGGUGAAAUGCAAUCCUGACAGCAAGCUCAUUGCCCUGCUCGACUCCUUGGGAUCCAAUUUUGAUUGCGCUUCUCAAGCAGAAAUCGAGCUUCCCUCAGAUAUCGCAUUCGCGCGAGAUUCCAUGGUCCUCCGAAUGACCUUCGACAAUGAAGCCGAGCUACGCAAGAUUAAACGGAUCUGUCCAAGCGCUGAGCUGAUUCUGAGAUGUUACGCCUCCGACCCGUCCGCGACAUACACCCUAUCCUCGAAAUUCGGGGCUCACCCAGAGGAAGCGGUCAAACUUCUGAAGCUCGCCAAGUCUCUGGGGCUGGAGGUCUGCGGCGUGAGCUUCCACGUCGGAUCUGGCUCGAAGGACCCACUGGCCUUUGAAAGAGCUAUUCAGGAUAGCCGUCGGAUCGUCGAUGCUGGCAUUCAUCUCGGCCAUAACAUGUACAUUGUGGACAUUGGGGGUGGGUUCACCAGUGACACUUUCGACACCGCUGCGGUCACGAUCAAAGCAUCUCUGAGCACGCAUUUCUCCGCUAUGAAUAUCAGAUUCUGGGCAGAACCGGGGCGAUUCUUCGUCGCCGAUGCGGUGACCGUCGCUUGUGGGGUCAUUGGCCGUCGGGAAUCGCAUGAGAAUCCCACGACACUUGACGGGCCAGUGAAUGAUAUGCUGUAUCUGAACGACGGGAUGUAUGGCACUUUUCUGACCUAUUUCUUUGAACCAUGCCCACAGCCCAAAGCUCUGCGGGUAUCAGGUGCCUUUUACCCCCAAAGCACUGCAGCCGAAUCUUCAAAAUACAUACUUUGGGGACCAACAUGUGAUGGACUGGAUUGCAUUCUGAAAGAUGCCGAGCUGCCAAAGAAUUUGAGUUGCGACGAUUGGAUUUACUUUUCAGAUAUGGGAGCCUACACGACGUGUUUGACUACCAAUUUUAAUGGUUUCACGAGUCAGAGAGAAAUCAUCUACGUCUCUAGUAAGACGUCCGAGGCGACUCCAAGAAAAUGUGCAGAAUUCGAGGAUGUUUGGCGCAUAUGA
Messenger RNA from Penicillium diatomitis, 1296 nucleotides. Its product is annotated as type III PLP-dependent enzyme. Gene Ontology annotation, cellular component: cytoplasm. Gene Ontology annotation, molecular function: ornithine decarboxylase activity. Bases 1 to 1296 code for a protein of 431 amino acids. The record is from RefSeq and is a predicted model, not a curated record. NCBI's taxonomy places the organism in Eukaryota, Fungi, Ascomycota, Eurotiomycetes, Eurotiales, Aspergillaceae. The transcript has 4 exons.